Molecule: messenger RNA, 8335 nt
Organism: Lates calcarifer (barramundi perch)
Lineage: Eukaryota; Metazoa; Chordata; Actinopteri; Centropomidae
Gene: fam13b
Product: family with sequence similarity 13 member B
Exons: 25
Coding region: 471-3644 (1057 amino acids)
Biological process (GO): signal transduction
Source: RefSeq, a predicted model, not a curated record
UCAGUAUUUGGCAGGUUCGUCCCUGGAGGGUGUGUGUGUAUGUGUGUGUUAGACUCGCUAAGCAACGACCUGCGAACGGGCAUCCGAGCAAAAAAAAAAGGAGAAAAUCAGGAACCACAUUAUUUUCGAGUGUCUUUGCAAUGUUCCCGACGAUAUCGCUACACCGCCUGCUUUGAUCUCGUCGAAGUUGCCGUCUCUCCAGACGUCGGCUACACAGCAGAAAUAAGAAAUUAAUGCAUCUUGCUCCGCGUUCCUGUUUGUUUUGACCUGUGUAGCUACAAGGGAAUCCUGCAAGAGGGAUUAGCGGUCCGUCAAUGAGGAACUACCGGCUCAUCUUCUGCCACAACCUGAAGCAGCCAUAGAUGGUUCAGUGGUUCACUGGCCAGGGGAGGAGAGGAUAGGACACACUUUCACUGCUACACGACGUGAGGUCUUGGCGGGUUUGUGGUGAGGAGGAGGAGGAGGAGGCCAUGAGGAAGAGCGUGUCUCUGUUGCCAGGCAAUGAGGGCGGGAGCUCAGCCAGCACCACACGGGUAUUUGGCGUUCCAUUGGAGGAGGUGUCACGCACACACACAAUCAGUGGCCACGAGGUUCCUGCACUGGUGAAACACAUUGUCGACUACAUUGAGGAGCACGGUCAUCUGGACCUGGAGGGGCUCUUCCUGGUUAAUGGCAACGCAGAGCGUGUGGAUUGGCUGCGUCAGCGCUACGACAGCGGUGAGGAGGUGGAGCUAGAGAAGGAGGCUGACCUGGCAUCAGCAGUCAGUUUGCUCCGACUCUUCCUGCAGGAGCUUCCUGAGCCCGUUAUACCAACAGAGAUACAGGGGCACAUACUACAGCUACACCAAGAUUACAGCAAUGAAGAGGAACUGUGCAGAAACUUGAAGUACCUGCUGCAGCAGCUUCCUCAGCUGAACUACGGCCUGCUGCGUUUCCUGUGCCGCUUCCUGGCAAGUGUGGCAUCACUUCAGCAGGAGAGCUGGAACGUUGGGGCGCUGGCCGCCGUCUUCGGACCAGACAUCUUCCAUCUAUCAACAGAAGGAGAGGACCUUCGGGACCAGGAGUCUGUGAGCAGAGUCCUGGCAGAGCUGUUAGACAACCAGGAGGGCCUGUUUGACUCAGAGGACGAUGAUGUCUCCACUACCAACGACUACAGCUCCAUUAAUGAACAGAUCACAGAGCUGUUGGAUGAUGACAAGUGUGAGGCAGAAUGUGAAGAGCUGCCUCAGGACGGGGAGGAGGGUCCUGCCUCCUCCGACUCACCACAACACACCCACGCUGAUGACAGCCCUGCAGCCAGCUCCCACCUCUCCCCUAUAUCCAUCCUGCCUGCUGACUCUGCUGAGAUAAUUCAGCGAACCAUCAGGGCUGCAGUGGAGCAGCACUUCUUUGAGCUGAAAACCUCCAUCGACCAAGACCUCAGCAACUACGACAGCGAGGGGGUGAGUCCCAGUGAGCCUGCAGAUGAGGGUUGCCAAGGAGACGAUGAACAACAAACAGACCCUGAGGACAGUCCCUGUGACACAGAAGGGGAGACCCCACUCACGCAGACUGAGCAACACAUACAACAAAGCCAGACGGACACACAGACAGCAGGAGAGAGGAUUCACUUGACUCUGGCGCCACCCUGGAGGAGAGCCUUGGGAAUGGACCUGGAUGCAGAGGCUGUCAGAGAUGCUGAGAACAACAUCAACACUGCCAGGCAGGACAAUCAACUCUGUGACACUAUGGAGCAAACUGACAUUAGCUGUGACUCGGGUUCAUGCCGCUGUGAUCAGAACGCCAACACCAGCGAGACCAACAGGAACCACCUGUCUCCAUGCCAACCAAACUCUGGCCAUAACCUCCAGCUCUUCCCUGACAACCAGUGGGAAGCGUCCCCCCCCUCCCAUCUCCACCUCCCUCCCAUAGACUUCUCAUGUAUGCAUCUCCAAAAAGAAGGCCAAGACCCCGUCCCAGCUUACAAAUCCUGGCAGGAUGACAACGAGAGCGGAGAGGCGCAGCUCUCCCCGCUGGCUGGUCGCAUGGUUCCUCUCCCCCUGCUGCCCUUAGAGGAGGAUGGUGACGAUGAAGAGGGGGAGAGGGCUCAGGAUGUCUCCCCCUCCUCCUCCCGCUCCCACCCUCACCUUCUGGCUCGACGCUUCCUUGACUUUGGAGCGCACAGUGCCCAACGCUUCCUCCAGCAGGACCCAGACGCCACCUCACCCACCAAAGCACAGAGGCCGCGGCGAGCGUCGUUUGGCUCCAAGGAGGCGAUGAGAGGAGGAGAUUCAGUGACCCACCAACUCACCAAGAAACUACAACAUCUGAAGAAGAAAAUCAAACAGUUUGAGGAGCAGUUUGAAAAGGAGAGGAACUAUAAGCCCUCUCAUGGAGACAAGGCAGCUAACCCCAAAGUCCUCAAAUGGAUGACCGACCUCACCAAGAUCCGCAGGCAGAUUAAAGGACGCCAGCACCACCUUUUACCCAGAAGCACGCUGAGGCACCAGGCUUUGCUCCAUUCACACAGACGCCACCAUGCUCCCUCCUCCCCUUCCUCCUCAUCCUCCUCCUCCUCCUCCUCCUCCUCUAUCUGCUCACCUCCCCAUCACACACUCACCCCCCCACUCCACCCCUACUCAGGCCUGAGCUCUAGACCGUUUCACCUCAAUGCCAAACACCGCGCAGAGAGUGAGCUCGGCCCCCAGACUCGUCCUCGGAGCAACACCUUGCCCAAGAGCUUUGGCUCCACCCUGGAUCAAGGCGCCUACGAUGCAGCAGCGGAGGUCAAAGGUCCACGUCCCACCAGGGAGGAAACGCUGGAGCUCAUCCAGCGCAGGGUCAAAGGGAAGAGGCAGGAGGAUGGCUGGCCUGAUGACAUCAAGAAGAUGACAAAGGAGCAGUUGUCCUGCGAGAAGACAGUCCUGCAGAAGAACCUGCUGCACUAUGAAGGCCUGCAUGGUCGACCGGUGACCAGAGAGGAGCGUCUGGUGGUGAAGCCUCUCUAUGAUCGCUACAGACUGGUCAAACAGAUGCUCACCAGAGUCAGCAUCACACCUAUCACAGUGUCCCCCUCCAGUAAGAGGCGGAGUCAGACCCUCCAGCCAAUCAUAGAGGGUGAAACUGCCCAUUUCUGGGAGGAGAUCAAAGAGGAGGACGAGGACGAGCGGAAAACCGGCGGAGAAGAGGAAGACGAGAGGGAUGAGGAGAGGGACGAGGAGGAAGAAGAGGAGGAGGAGGAGGGAGAGAGCAGCGGUGGGGAGAUGCAGAGCUCCGAGGUCAUCAUGGCCGUCGACCUUGUGACCCAGACCGACAGGCAAGUGAGGAGCCAGAACCAGCCCGACAGGCAGAGCGACUGUCCAAUGAGAGCCAAGCUGGAGGAGGGAUCGGGGAGGCUAGCGCUGGACCUGCGACUCUCCAGCUCCAACGCCUCGUCCAUGCCAGAGCUGCUGGAACAGCUGUGGAAGGCCAGAGCAGAGAAGAAGAAACUGAGGAAGACCAUCAAAGAGUUUGAGGAAGAUUUCUAUCAGCAUAAUGGAAGAAAUGUUCAGAAGGAGGACCGGGUGCCGAUGCUAGAGGAGUACAGAGAGUACAAGAGGAUCAAGGCCAAACUCCGCCUCCUGGAAGUUCUCAUCAGUAAACAGGAUUCCUCCAAAUCCAUCUAGACCCGCCCUCCUCUGCUAUCAGCGCACACAUCAGCCGUCAUCACUGCUGCGAGGCCCCGCCCAGGAUGUCCAUCAGUCUGUCAGACAUCACCACACCUGGGGAGGGUUUAACAAACACUCCAGCCAACAACAGUAACCACAUCAGGACAAGUCGAGAUUCUCAGUCAGAAAUCAUCAUCACUGCUGCAGUCAUGUCAUGGAGAAAACAAAAUUUAGAAUGACUAGCUGGUUCAGAGUUACAGUAAACUUUGGAAAAUUGAACUUUGACAAUCUCAAAAUGCCAUCAUACUACUUUUGUGGUCACACUGGUCUUAGUUACAGGCCUUCCUGAAAGCAGGAAACUUUCCAGUAACAUACUGAGGGACUGAUCUGUACUUUGGCUGCAGGAACCAAGGUAAAGUUUUGGUUCUUGGGUCACUGUUUCUGCUUACAGAAAGUCCCUGAGUUUGUAGUUUCUGAUCACUAUUCAACCCUCACACAUUGCAACUGUUUCUUUAUGGCGUCCAUUCAGACUGCAACCAAACACUGGUUGUUGGUAGUAUCAGUAUUAGAACGAGGGAGGAAACUUUCUUCCUGACCAGUCAAUAAAAAGUAAUUAGUAAACAAAACAUUGAAAAACAAACUUUCAAAUGCUUUUUAAUACUUUGUCAGUCUAAUUCGCCAAAUCUUUCCGAGUCUUGUGGCAAAAAAGUAAAGACGAAUGUGCUAUAAUCACUUUUAACUGCUUAACUGAGUUACUUUGUGGUGCUCAUUUGGCCGAGCACUAUUAGAGAGCACUAUGUUUGAUUCAUAACACAUAACACAUAACAGCAAACAAGCACUGAAAAGUUUGUAUUUUUAACAUUUUGAUCACAAAGUCACUCCAGACUGUCAACUUUGGUUGAUUUAAAUGAAUAUAUCAUUCUCUACAUGCAACUAUGGCUGUAUAAAUCUGUCUUUUGCCAAAUUUCAGUUUAACUUUUAAUCUUAAAUGUGACAGAAAGACGAGCAUAUUUACAGGAAUUUUCACGUGACAUGACUGCAGCAGCAGCAGCAGUCAAACUUCAGUCCUGUCAGCCACAGCCGAUCUCUGCUGCCUCAUCUGACAUCAUAUCAUCUAAAACAUGGCCGCAGUUUAAAAACACGGAGAAAAAUGAAUCGUCACUGUGUUCGUCUUCAUCAUCAUCAUUAUCAUCACACUGACUUGACAUAAGACUUUGCACUUCUUGUCUUCUCAUGUCUCAUUUCCUCAUCUUCUGAGGAAAGGAAACAUUCAGACUUUUUUUUUUAAUUUCAGGAACUUUUCUGUUAUCAAUCUUUGUUCUUCAUAUUUUUUUUCCUUCAUGUUGAGGAAUCUUAUCGGACAGCUCGAGGACUGGCAUUUUAGACAGCUCUUCACUCAAGACACGCAUUCGUUUGUUUGUUUGUUUGGGACGUUGUUCGGUGUAUAAAGUCCCUCUUUCGCCUUGCAUCAGGGAGUCACGAUUUCUUGAACCUGCCUCCUUGGCGUGAGGUGAUCUGAUUAUUUUAUCCUGACAGUAGAACUUAAUCUAACAUCUUCACAUCCUGGAUGCUUCUGACUGAUUUUAAAGUUAAUUCACAAGGUUUAAAAACAAGUUUGUGCGUGUUAUUGUACACAUACGUGUUUGUUUGAGAGUCACUGCUGUUCACGUUGAGUGAAAAACAAUAUCUGUUGUAUUCCAAGGGAAAAUGAAAAAAAUAAUUGUAUUAACUCCCAGUGUGACCUUGGAGCUGUUGUGAAAGACUUUUUCUCAUUUUCUUUUUCAUUUAUUUCUAUUCUUCAGCAUUUUCUCCUACUUUUUAUUUCUAUUGUAGCAACAUUUGUCAUGAGGACGUACAGCAGGUUGGCAUACAGGGGUGUUAAAUAACUCAGAAUUUAGUUUACUAUAAAUCUCUGAUAAGAAAUCACUGCUUUUAAGUUGUCAUAAACUCUGACGUCUGAGUUUUGAAGUCAUAUGCUUGUGAUUUUUAUAUUUCUGACAUCACCUAAAGGCAGCAAUAGACUGAAGAUGUUCAUAGGAAACAGAGUCUGAUUCAGAUUAGGAGAUUUUAUGAUGUAGAUGGAUACAGUUGUUGCAGAAAUCAUUUGGAAAAUUCUCUUCUAGUUGUGGUGGUUGUUGACAAUUUCUUUUUGUUUGUUUUUCAGUUUGAGUGUUCACAUGUUCAGUUUGCUGCACAGAGAUAUGGCAGGUUCAGGGGGAUUAUGGGUGAUAAACACCAAGGAGAGGAGCCAGUAUCUGUUCCUCUCUGAAACCAAAAGCAUGUUGGUUAUAGGUGAAGGUAGUCCAAUCCAGUUUCCUGAGGGGAGAGCACAGUAAGCAGUUGCUGUGCAGCCACUGUCGAAAAACUCCAGAGAUCUGACUGUAGCUUUAAAGGCUGUUUUAUAUUGAUGAGGCACCAACACUGCCAGCACGUAGUCAGUGCUGAAGGUCUGAUUAGCACAUUAGCAUCACAUCUGCAAAAAAAGAGAAGAAAGUAAACACAAGAACAACCUCAGCUGUGUGUCUGUCCUUGGUCAAAUCUGCAGUUAUAAUGAAGUUUCAUUUCCUGCUGGCAGGUAAAAUGAGGACAGGUGAGGAGAGAAGUCCACUUUGAGGUUUGAUGCAUGCCAACAAGUUUGUCCUCUUCAUUUUUCUUCUACUUAGAGGCUAUGUUGUCUUGUGUGAGAUCAGAUUCAAGAUGAAGAAAGAAAACGCUGAAUUUUGGCUUUAUCUGGUAAAGUUAGUGAACUGGCUGUUGUAGGAGGUGAAGUUCUAUUAUCAGAACAUCAGUAGCUGGUUAAUUGUAUUAAUUGUGGGAUAUUGUAGCCAUUAAAGGCAGAUAAGACAAAAGAAAAUGUGCUUUUCUUAGUGUAUCGAUGUACAUUUACCUGCCAGAAUCAAAGUUAACUGCAGUCUUUUGUCUGUCAGUGGACAGCAGAUGUGACGGUUUGAAAUCAAAGUUUUGAAUGAGACUACAAGUUGAACUUUUUGUGUUUGUGAACAAAGUGAGGGAGGGUGCAGUGUGUGGUAAAGGAGGUUGUUUGAUGUAAAAAGAUGUUAUUUGCACAGCAUUCACGGAAUGCAGCCCUUUUGUGUUUUUUUCAUUUGUAUUUCUAAAAAUGAAGCACUACUUCUAUACAAAUAUAAAUAUAUACUGUACAUAAAAAACACCCGAAGGAAUGAAUGUCAGAAAUGUUUAAAUUAUUUCAAACAUUACGUUUGGCCCCCUUUGGUUCAUCAUAUUUGUGAUGCCUUGAGAAUGUGUUUUUUUUUUAAUCAUAAAUAUUACUAUUACCAUCAUAACAAUUAUUUUGUGUGAUAAUGACGAUAAUAAUAAUCCUUUUGUAUCUACUCACUAACUGUAAAACCAGCUGUAGAAAUUAGUCUGGCACUGUGUGUGGCUAAUCAAACAUGAACUUGCUCCGUUUUCUGAUUUAUUUUGUCGCUCUGUGUAAUAUAAGCUAAAAUAGAAGCAGUACUGUAGUGAGCUUGCAUGGCAAACAAGAACAUAAUAGUACAAAAAACAUGAUGUAUUGUUUCUGUUAUUUGUGCCAUGAAGCAGCAGCAAUAAUAAAACUUUGCGUGGAGGUUUUACAGUAUGGGGUCAUUGGUAAUGAUGGGUUGGAUUGACUGUGUGUGAAUAUUUGAGGUACAAUUUCUCUUUUUUUUUUUUUUUGAGUCUAGUUUAACUGUUUUCAGCCAGACACACACUGCUUAAAUGUUGUGUUUUUACCACUGUUGUCAGCAUAAUGUUCAUGUUGGCGCUGCUGAAAAACCAAAAUAUGAAUAAAUCUGUUGAACACAAAGGUGAACAGGGAUUGAAAAGCCAAUGACAGAUGUGUCGCAUCUGAAAACAUUCCAGUUUUUAUCAUCAUUUAAAAAGUGGAAAGAAUACAUCGUAGGUCUCUGAAGGGCUUUUCUUCAAGUUUUUUUUCUUUACGUUUUUUUGAGUGUGAAAAGGUGAGCAGUUGAUUUAUUUGGCGCCUCCGUUUUCUUAAAAGUUUUUGUUUUACAUUGUGCCUGCAACAGAGUGGUAAAAUGUUCACAUGUGGUUCACACAUUGUAAACUGUAAAUGUAUUCUGUCUCUGUCAGUGUACAGUAUGUUUCAUCAUACAGUUACCUACCCAACAACAUGCAUGGUUGUUUUACACACCUGGGAUUCACAGCAAGAAGUCACUGUCAAAGACGUCUCACAGGUCAGUCUCCUCCUGGAAAAAAUGAUCAGUUUUUUUGGUCAAAAAAUUUAAAUAUACAUCUUACAUUUCUGUAAAGGGAUUUUUGAGUAAGUAGAGGCCUUAAAUUCUAAAGAACAGUUUGUCUUUUUCUAAUAGACUUGUUCAAGAAAGGUGGAAAAUUAGCUGAGCUGAGGAAACAGAAUAAUGCUGUCAGUGUUUAGAUUUCUGUUCUAUUCACAGACUCCAGUUACUAUUGAAUUUAUGUGCUUCACAACAUCUUUGACACUGAGUUUUACUGUUAAUUCCUUUGACCAGAGAGGAUUUCAGGCGGGACAGAUUGUAAACUGUUCCCUCCUUCUUCCUCCAGGUGAUCUGUGUUCUAUCACAUCAAUAUAUUGUAUGUAUCUGUAAAUGUUUUCAUACUUUGUGAAUGCUCUUUUUCUGUUAUUUCUUCAUUAACAACAAAGGAUGAGAAAAUACAAUCAGUAACAAACAUUUACACAUGAAAAUAAAAUUUACAAGCUUGCCACAUCA